AUGGCACCAUUGGUGCUGUUGACUUGCUACAUUAUCUACAACUUCUUUCUCAAGCCAGACCCACUACCGGAUCUUCCUGUUUCGGGUGCACGUGAGGGAGAUUGGUUCCCGUACUGGCAGGCCAAGUGGCGUAAUACCGUGGACAGUAAGAAUCAGCUCAAGUCUGCGUAUAGACAGUUCAAGGACCAACCGUAUCGCUUCCCGAUGUUCGGCGGCAUGGGCGAAAUGGUGGUGCUGCCCAAGGAGUGGACAAACUUCAUCAUGUCCCAGCCCGACGACGUCCUCAACCUCUACGCGCAAGCCAAUGAAUUUUUCCAGCUCGACCACACGUUUUUGGAUAAGAAGCUACACUAUCCGCCGGUGCAUGUGGAUCUGAUCGCUAGGGAAUUGACGAAGCAGAUUGGAAACUUGGUGACCGAGAUGGAAGAAGAAACAAGGCUGGCCCUCAACGAAGAAUGGGGUAAGCCGGACCACUGGACCGAUAUCAGGGUCUAUGACACGGUUCAAACGAUGCUGGGAAUGGUGUCAGCCCGCGUCGCCUACGGGAAGAUACUUUGCCGUGAGCCCGGGAUUUUCCAGCUAUCUAUGGAGUUUGUGCAUCGAGCACUCCUGUCCGGAGUCUCAUUGCACUUCACAUAUGAGUUUCUCCGACCGAUCUUUGCUCCUUUGGUAACCAUACCCGUCAACAUUACAAUGCGCAAGUUCCGCAAGCUCGUGGCGCCAGAGAUCAAGCGACGACUAGCCGACUGGGACAGUUGCCUUGCCGACCCGGAAAAACAGCAGAAAACGUCUGGGUUCGAAGCACAACCCAACGAUUAUCUACAGUGGGCCAUAAAACAGGCCAAGGAGUUGGGCGAUCCUUAUUUCUGGAAGGAAAAUGUCCUGGCCGCCCGCCUCCUGAUCCUCAACUUUGUCUCGAUCCACACGUCCACUUUCAGCCUCGCCCACGUAGUCAUGGACCUGGCGUCGUGUGAUCCAAGCGUCAUUCAAGAGCUGCGCGACGAGAUAACAUCAGUGAUAGCCGAACACGGCGGGGAAUGGAGCAAAAAGGCCUUGAACAAGAUGGAGAAGCUCGACUCGACGCUGCGGGAAUCCUCGCGCCUCAACUCCUUUGUCACCUUUGGCGGCAACCGACUAAUCACCUCGCGGCAGGGAUUGACGCUGCCCAACGGCCAAACGAUACCCAAGGGAGUCGCCAUCAUGCUCCAGUCGUACUCGGUCCUGCACGACGAGGAAGUCUACCCAGACCCCGAGACCUUUCGGCCCUUCCGGUUCGCCGAGGCCAGGCGCGACGAGACGAUCGACUACGUCCAGCGCGCGCGCAACGCUUUUGCCACGACCAGCCCCGAAUACUUGGCCUUUGGCCACGGGCGACACGCCUGUCCCGGGAGGUUCUUUGCCGCGACGGAGCUCAAGCUCUUGCUGGCGCGCAUGCUGCUGGAAUAUGACUUUGAAGCCAAGGAGAGGCCGAAGAAUAAGUGGUAUGGGAUUGGCAGGGUUCCGGAUAUGGAGGCUACGGUGAGGAUCAGGCGAAGGAAGAGGGAGUGA
This is a messenger RNA of Pyricularia grisea, 1548 nucleotides long. RefSeq lists its product as uncharacterized. The record is from RefSeq and is a predicted model, not a curated record. Bases 1 to 1548 code for a protein of 515 amino acids. NCBI's taxonomy places the organism in Eukaryota, Fungi, Ascomycota, Sordariomycetes, Magnaporthales, Pyriculariaceae. The transcript has a single exon. Gene Ontology annotation, molecular function: oxidoreductase activity, acting on paired donors, with incorporation or reduction of molecular oxygen; heme binding; monooxygenase activity.